Molecule: messenger RNA, 672 nt
Organism: Pochonia chlamydosporia 170
Lineage: Eukaryota; Fungi; Ascomycota; Sordariomycetes; Hypocreales; Clavicipitaceae
Product: dihydrofolate reductase
Exons: 1
Coding region: 1-672 (223 amino acids)
Biological process (GO): folic acid metabolic process; tetrahydrofolate biosynthetic process; glycine biosynthetic process
Cellular component (GO): mitochondrion
Molecular function (GO): dihydrofolate reductase activity; NADP binding
Source: RefSeq, a predicted model, not a curated record
AUGUCUCAAGAACAAGCAAGCGCAACAAUUAUUGUGGCCGCCACAAAAUCCAUGGGCAUGAGCUACAAACGGCACUUGCCAUGGCCAAAGCUGAAGCGGGAAAACGGCUACUUCGAAGCCACCACAACAAGGCGCCUCAGUCCGGAGGCCAUGAACGCCGUGAUAUUCGGCUACAACACUUGGGAUAAAACGCCAACUAAGCGAUACGCAGACCGCAUCAACGUAGUCGUGACGCGAUGCCCUGAAAAGGUAGCGCCGCGAUUGCAAGGCGAUGUGCGGAAAGAGCCGCUUCAUGUGGCGACAAGUCUCGAGGACGCCAUGCGCCUUCUGGCAGAUACGUACCGUGGUCCAAGUUCAGCGUCAUCGAGCAGUUCGUCCGACGACGGCUCCUUGCCCGCAUUGGGCAGGGUAUUCAUCAUCGGAGGCGCAGACCUAUGUCGCGAGGCUUUGCAGCUGCCAUGGGUGGACCGCCUGCUGCUUACGCGGGUAGAGGCUGAUGUUGAAGUUGACACUUUUUUUCCGUUGCAGAUUGAUGGAUGCGGGAAUGGGGAUUGGGAGAGGCAGAGCGGAGGGGAUUUUUGUGCUUGGGCUGGACCUGAUGCGCCGGUUGGGAUGCAGAACGAGGGUGGGAUUGAGUGGGAGGCGUAUAUGUUUAGGAGGAGGUUGAGGUGA